Galeopterus variegatus (Sunda flying lemur) is the source of this 1383-nucleotide messenger RNA. It is a transcript of the gene CALHM3, whose product is annotated as calcium homeostasis modulator 3. NCBI's taxonomy places the organism in Eukaryota, Metazoa, Chordata, Mammalia, Dermoptera, Cynocephalidae. Gene Ontology annotation, molecular function: monoatomic cation channel activity. The record is from RefSeq and is a predicted model, not a curated record.
AUGGAUAAAUUCCGCCUGCUCUUCCAGCACUUCCAGUCCAGCUCGGAGUCGGUGAUGAAUGGCAUCUGCCUGCUGCUGGCCGCGGUCACCGUCAAGCUGUACUCCUCCUUUGACUUCAACUGCCCCUGCCUGGCGCGCUACAAUGCCCUCUACGGCCUGGGCCUGCUGCUCACGCCCCCGCUCGCGCUGUUCCUCUGCGGCCUCCUCGCCAACAGGCAGUCCGUGGUGAUGGUGGAGGAGUGGCGCCGGCCCUUGGGGCACCGGAGGAAGGACCCAGGCAUCACCAGGUACAUGUGCUCCUCUGUGCUGCAGAGAGCGCUGGCCGCGCCCCUGGUCUGGAUCCUGCUGGCCCUCCUUGACGGGAAGUGCUUCGUGUGUGCCUUCAGCAGCUCCGUGAUGAAUGGAAAAUGGAUAGAUUUGAGGAAGGAUGGAGGGAUAAGUAAAGAAAGUAACUUUGGAGCACCUGUGCCCAACCUUGUGCCUCCCUACCCCCAGGCCAUCGGAUGGAGUAUCACUCUGCUGCUGAUUGUUGUGGCCUUCCUGGCCCGCUGCCUGAGGCCCUGCUUUGACCAGACAGUCUUCCUGCAGCGCAGAUAUUGGAGCAACUACGUGGACCUGGAGCAGAAGCUCUUUGACGAGACGUGCUGUGAGCAUGCGCGGGACUUCGCACACCGCUGCGUCCUGCACUUCUUCGCCAACAUGCAGAGCGAGCUGCGGGCUCGAGGGCUGCGUAAGGACUCAGUGGCCAGGAUCCCUGAGCCUCCAGAGAUACCUGAGCCCCCUGAGGGCCUGGACAGCAGAAGCAGAAAGGCCUACCUACGCGCAGUCUGCAGCCGGGAACAGGUGGACCACCUCCUGAACACCUGGUACAACAGCAAACCUCCGCUGGACCUUGCAGCAUCCCCCAGGCUCUGCGAGAGUGGCCUCAGCCACCGAGCCCCCAUGGUAGCCCCAGGUACUAGGCUGUCCCAGUACACCGAUGUGUAGGGACCCCACCAAGCUUGAACAGUGGCAGUGUUCCCACAUGAAAUCCCCACGCUUCAAGGGUCUGGGAACUUUCAGCCCGUGGGAUUCCCCAAGGCAGGCAGCCUAACCCUUGUUGGCCUCCUACCCAAAAUAGCCCAAACUCUGCCUAGUUUUGGGGUGUGACUUCCUGUGUGUUUUGCAAGCUAAUGUGGACACGAUUCUGGGGCUCUUGUCAAAUGCAGGUUCUUAUUCAGUGCAUCCAGGACUGGGCCUGAGAUUCUGUGUUUCUAACAAACUCCCCCAAGGUGCUGACAUGUUUUUGGUCAGUGGACCAAAUUUUGCGUAGUAAGAGUCUAAACAGAUCUGCCAUGAGUUCUGGAUCCUAGAUGUCGAUUCUAAAUAAUAAUAAUAAUAGCA